AUGCACCAGGAUUCGCGCUUGCUUUCCUGGUGUUUGUUCGAGCAACGCGUAUUUUGUUUAUAUACAUUUAGACCGGCAAUUAAAGUUGAGAGCCUAAGCCAGUUGGGUCGAGUUGGUAUACAAGAAGCGCAGUGUGUGGUCGCAGAAACAAUGUCAUAUGGAAACAGCGAGAUCGAUGACCUGGUGGCCAAGGGUCUCAAAGCUUAUGCCCUAAGAUCGUACGAAGAGGCUACUGAAAGCCUCGGCCAGGCUUGUGGACUCUAUUCUUCCAGCAAUGACGGCAAAGAGAAUCCGUCACUGCUGUUUCUGUAUGGAAGAGCUCUAUUUCGAGUAGCAGUGACGCAAUCCGAAGUUCUUGGCGAAUCCACAGCGGCAUCGGAUAGAGGUACUCCAGCAGUUGGAGCUACCGAUUCAGAGGUUGCUGAGAAAAAGAGUGGGCUGUUCAAGUUCUCUGGAGAAGACGAAGAAGACGAAGAAGAACAGGAAGAAACGAAUGAAAACGGCGAUGCUGCAGAAGGCGACGGGGAAGAGGGCAAUGAACAGGCCGAGCCAGAAGAAGAAGAGCAAACAGACUUCGAAGUGGCAUGGGAAAUUCUCGAUCUCGCACGCAAACUGUUCGACGACGAAAUCUCCUCGCUAGAAAAGUUGGACGACGAUGACAACGACAAGCAGGCCAAGAUCAAAGAAGCCCGUGUCAAGCUCGCAGACACAUACGAUCUCCUCGGCGAAAUCUCGCUCGAAUCAGGUAAGCAAACUUCGGAGGGCACAGUUCUGCCUCCGGCGGCUGGGGCUCCGCCCCAGACCCCGUGGCUCCUGCUUCGCAGGAGACUGUUGGGACCGUCGACGAAAACGACUCGAGCGAAGCGAGAGGAGCCACGGGGUCUGGGGCGCAGCCCCAGCCGCCGGAGGCAUCCCGGCUCCGAACAAGUCACUAACCGGUACUAG
Sugiyamaella lignohabitans is the source of this 945-nucleotide messenger RNA. It is a transcript of the gene sim3, whose product is annotated as NASP family CENP-A chaperone. The coding region runs from base 1 to 945 and encodes 314 amino acids. The record is from RefSeq and is a predicted model, not a curated record. Gene Ontology annotation, biological process: CENP-A containing chromatin assembly; DNA replication-dependent chromatin assembly. Gene Ontology annotation, molecular function: histone binding. The transcript has a single exon. Lineage: Eukaryota; Fungi; Ascomycota; Dipodascomycetes; Dipodascales; Trichomonascaceae. Gene Ontology annotation, cellular component: nucleoplasm.